Messenger RNA from Pipistrellus kuhlii (Kuhl's pipistrelle), 2575 nucleotides. Its product is annotated as zinc finger protein 551. The transcript is spliced from 3 exons. Gene Ontology annotation, molecular function: RNA polymerase II cis-regulatory region sequence-specific DNA binding; DNA-binding transcription repressor activity, RNA polymerase II-specific. Bases 104 to 2353 code for a protein of 749 amino acids. Gene Ontology annotation, biological process: negative regulation of transcription by RNA polymerase II. Gene Ontology annotation, cellular component: nucleus. The record is from RefSeq and is a predicted model, not a curated record. NCBI's taxonomy places the organism in Eukaryota, Metazoa, Chordata, Mammalia, Chiroptera, Vespertilionidae.
UAGUAACUGACCGCUUCGGCUACAGAAACUACAUUACCCAGAAGGCAAUGCGCCCAACAAUGGCGGCUUGAGCCAAUGAGAACCCAGGAAGCGGGCCGUUUCCAUGAUGCCCAUGUCGUUAGGGCGGGACUUCCGGCGUCCCCCUCUGGGCUGUCAGGUGGGCCUGUUUGGCGGAUUCAAGGAAUUAGCGCGCCAAGUCCCGACGGAGGGAGCGCCGCGGGUCCUCCCGCCGUGCGCGGCGGGUCCGGGGCUCCUGCAGCCGCCGCGGUCCGGUUCGGGGCCUCGCGGGCCCCCUCCGCCCGCAGAGUCCGCGGCGGCGGCCGCGCCGAGGCGCCGGGCUGAGGACAUGGACUUUGAGGACGUGGCCAUCGCCUUCUCCCAGGAGGAGUGGGGGCUCCUCGACGAGGCUCAGAGACUUCUGUACUGCGAGGUGAUGCUGGAAAUCUUUGCCCUUGUGGCGUCCGUAGGUUGUUGGCAUAAGACGGAAGAUGACGAGACCCCUUCUGAGCAGGAUGUUUCUGUAGAAGGAGAGUCUCAGGUGAGGGAGUCUGAGACGGCUCCAGCAGCCCAGAGGACGGACCCCUGUGAGCGCUGUGUCCCGGCCUUGAAAGCUAUUCUGCACCUGACCGAGUGCCAAGCAGCAAACCUUGAGCAGAGAGCCUUCUGCAGUGAAGCACGUGUGAGAGGCCUCUGUUUCCCUGCAAACCCUCACCGGCAGCAGCGGACAGCCGGUGCCGCGGAGCCCCGGGAAGAGGCCGCGGACGGGGCCUCGCGCGUGACCCGGUGCAGCUUCUGCGUAUCCGGGGCGCCUUCCGCCUGUGGGAAGGUUGGGGAGGGCCUCCCAGGCACCGCAGGCCUUCAUCAGCACCAGGCCCCUUGUGAUACUGAGGAUUCACACGUUGGUAGCGAGAGCGGCCUGGCCUUUCCCAGUGGAGAAAGUCGUCUCCGUUCAGGUGGAUGUGCAAACGCUGCCAGCCCACACCGGAACCUUGGUCAGCGUCAAGGCGAGUCUUCUAGAAAAGGGCUUUUCGAGGGCAGCGCGUGUCAGAAAGCCUUCAGACACAUCUCGAACCUUCUUCAGCACAGAAGCGUUCACACCGAAGAAAAGUCUCAGGAGUGUAGGGGUUAUGAGAAGUCCUUCGGCCACAACCCUGACCUCCCUGCACACCGGGCAGAUCACACCGAAGAAGAACCAUAUGCGUGCAGUACUUGUGGGAAACGCUUUAGACAGCGCACGAACCUUACUCACCACCAAAGACUUCACUCUGGAAAAAACGCCUUUGAGUGUGGUGAGUGUAGGAAAUCUUUCCGCUUCAAAUGUUACCUCCUCAUACACCAGAGAAUUCACACCGGAGAAAAGCCUUACGAGUGUAGUGAUUGUGGGAAGUCCUUUGGCCAAAGCUCUGCCCUCUUCAAGCACCAGAAAAUUCACACUGGUGAAAAGCCAUACGAGUGUAGUGAUUGUGGGAGAUGCUUUACCUACAAAUGUAUCCUCGUUAACCACCAGAAAAUUCACACUGGAGAAAAGCCAUAUGAGUGCAGUACGUGUAGAAAAUCGUUCAGACGGCGCUCCCACCUUAUUCAGCACCUCCGCGUCCAUUCCGAAGCAAAGCCGUAUGGAUGGGGUGAACCUGGGAAAUCCUUUAGCAAUGCCUCCAGCUUCCUUCAACACAGUAGAAAAAUACCUUAUGGGUGUAGUGAAUGUGGGAAAUAUUUUAGCUGCAAAUCUGAUCUUCUUAGACACCAGAGAGUUCACACCGGAGAAAAGCCAUAUGAGUGUAGUGAUUGUGGGAAGUCCUUUAGAGAAAGCUCUGCCCUUAUUAAACACCAGAGAGUUCAUACCGGGGAAAAGCCAUAUGAGUGUAGUCACUGUGGGAACUCUUUCAGCCAAAGCUCUAACCUCGUCAAACACCAGAGAGUUCACACCGGAGAAAAACCUUACGAGUGUCCUGACUGUGGGAAGUCCUUCCCCCAGCGCUCUGCCCUCACUCAACACCAGAGAGUGCACACUGGAGAAAAGCCGUAUGAGUGCAGUGAUUGUGGGAGAUGCUUUAGCAACAAAUGUAUCCUCAUUAACCACCAGAGAAUUCACACUGGAGAAAAGCCGUACGAGUGUAGUGCGUGUAGAAAAUCGUUUAGACAGCACUCCCACCUUAUUCAGCACCUCCGCGUCCAUUCUGAAGGGAAGGCUUGUGAGUGUGGCAAGUGUGGCAAACCUUUUAGCAGUACCUCCAGCUUCCUUCAACACCUGCGUGUGCACGCUACAGAAAGGCCUUAUCAGUGUAGUGAAUGUGGGAAAUCUUUUAGCUACAAAUGUCACCUCAUUAGACAUCUGAGAGUUCACACUAGGUAAAAGCAGCCUUGAGUGUCAAUACUGAGAAGUCCUUCAUCCGAAGCACCAGAGCAUACACACUGCAGAACGGUGUUUGUGGGAAAGGUUUUAGGUAGAAAUCUGACCUCGCUCUUCACCAGAGCAUUCGUACCAGGGGAAAAGCCAUAUGAAAGUGGUAAAAUGUGGGAAGUUCUUUAUAGAGAACACCCCUGCCUUGUUUGACACCACUGAGCACAUUUGGCA